Mauremys mutica (yellowpond turtle) is the source of this 2042-nucleotide messenger RNA. RefSeq names its product cell division cycle 20 (gene CDC20). The record is from RefSeq and is a predicted model, not a curated record. Bases 178 to 1713 code for a protein of 511 amino acids. The transcript is spliced from 11 exons. Gene Ontology annotation, molecular function: protein binding; ubiquitin ligase activator activity; anaphase-promoting complex binding. Lineage: Eukaryota; Metazoa; Chordata; Testudines; Geoemydidae. Gene Ontology annotation, cellular component: anaphase-promoting complex. Gene Ontology annotation, biological process: positive regulation of anaphase-promoting complex-dependent catabolic process; anaphase-promoting complex-dependent catabolic process; positive regulation of ubiquitin protein ligase activity.
GCCGUUGGGUUUGAAGUGGCCAAUGGGGGCUUGGGGCGCCAGGUUUAAGCGCCGCGAGGGGGCGGAGCUUGGAGCGCGGAGGCUGACGGAGGGAACGAGAGUGAGGUGUCCCGGUCCUCCCGGCAGUGACCUGCCCCGCCCCGCGCCCGGUCUCCGCGACACCUCUCUCCCCCUGCCAUGGCGCAGUUUGUAUUUGAGAGCGACUUGCACGGUCUGCUGAAGCUGGACACCCCGAUCCCCAAUGCCCCCCUGGCGCGAUGGCAACGCAAGGCCAAGGAGAGCAGUGCCUCUGUUGCUGGCCCCGGGCCCAGCCCUGCCAACACCAGCAGCACUGGCCUCUCCCCCAUGAAACCAGCCAACCGGCCCCACAGCACCAGCAAAACCCCCUCCAAGACCCCUGGUAAAUCAGGAUCCAAAAUCCAGAGCACACCAACUAAAGCAGGCGGGGAUCGCUAUAUUCCCAACCGCAGUGCCAUGCAGAUGGAGGUCGCUAGCUUCCUCUUGACCAAAGAGAAUGAUUCUUCUGAGGAUACACCUACCAAGAAGGAGCAACAGAAGGCUUGGGCACUGAAUCUGAAUGGGUUUGAUGUGGAAGAAGCAAAGAUCCUCCGGCUUAGUGGAAAGCCUCAAAAUGCCCCAGAAGGUUACCAGAAUAACCUGAAAGUGCUCUACAGCCAGAAAACAACACCUGGGUCCAGCAGGAAGAAUGGCAGAUACAUUCCCUCCAUGCCAGACCGGAUCCUGGAUGCGCCAGAGAUCCGUAACGACUACUAUCUGAACCUCAUUGACUGGAGUUCCCAGAACUUCCUGGCUGUGGCUCUGGAUAACUCUGUGUAUCUGUGGAAUUACUCCUCUGGUGAGAUCAUCCAGCUGCUGCAGAUGGAGCAGCCAGAUGACUACAUCUCAUCAGUGUCCUGGAUCAAAGAAGGAAACUACCUUGCUGUUGGCACCAGCAAUGCUGAGGUCCAGCUGUGGGACAUACAGCAACAGAAACGACUCCGAAAUAUGACCAGCCAUUCUUCCCGUGUAGGGUCACUGAGCUGGAACAGCUACAUUCUCUCUAGUGGGGCGAGGACCGGUCAUAUCCAUCACCAUGAUGUCCGGGUUGCUGAGCACCACGUGGCCACGCUUGCUGGCCACACACAGGAGGUGUGCGGGCUCAAGUGGUCACCCGAUGGCCGCUACCUGGCCAGUGGAGGCAAUGACAACCUGGUGAAUGUCUGGCCAUGUGCCCAAGGGGACAGUGGUGACUUUGCUCCUGUGCAGACCUUCACUCAACACCAGGGUGCUGUCAAGGCUGUGGCCUGGUGCCCGUGGCAGUCAAAUGUCCUGGCCACAGGUGGUGGGACAAGUGACAGACACAUCAGGAUCUGGAAUGUGUGUUCAGGCACCUGCCUCAACGCGGUAGAUGCCCACUCCCAGGUGUGCUCCAUCCUGUGGUCGACAAACUACAAGGAGUUCAUUUCUGGUCAUGGCUUUGCGCAUAAUCAGCUGGUGGUGUGGAAAUACCCUACCAUGGCCAAGGUCACAGAGUUGAAAGGUCACACAGCCAGAGUCCUGAACCUGACCAUGAGCCCAGAUGGCUCAAUAGUGGCAUCUGCAGCUGCUGAUGAAACACUGCGGCUUUGGCGCUGCUUUGAGAUGGAUCCGGUAAAGAAGAAGGAGAAGGCAGGCAGUGCCAAGAGCAGCAUCAUUCACCAGGGCAUCCGGUGAGCAUGCGAGAUGCCACUGGCAAGAGAGAGGUCUACACUUUGUACAGUAUUUUAAAUGUCAAUAAAUACCUUAGUCUGCUUUUAUGGAGUCUGAUGGAAUAAGUGACCCUGGCUUGUCUCGGGAUCAGACCUCUUGGGAGCUAAACACAAUCACCUGCCACUGCUGGACCCUGACAGCCAGUGAUGUAGAGCCAGCCAGCCAUGGGAAUAGGAGAAGCGGUUGGCCAAGGAGCUAGGCUACCUGGAGCCCUUCCAGCCUGGGAAGAACCCUCCUAACAAAUCCCUUCUGUGCUAGCUGGGCUGCAGUGGAGUUAAUGUGAGCACUGAGCU